Molecule: messenger RNA, 813 nt
Organism: Hydatigera taeniaeformis
Lineage: Eukaryota; Metazoa; Platyhelminthes; Cestoda; Cyclophyllidea; Taeniidae
Source: the annotation of a GenBank genome assembly
UACACCGAUGAUAAUGUAACCAUCACUGAGGACUUUGAAAGGAUUCGAUUCUUUGCUGACUGCAACAAUUAUAUCUCGGCAGUUCGAUCUAACAAGGUUGCAAAAAAAGAGUUUUACAAGUUUCGGGAUGGCAAGGAAAUGCAGCAGGUGCUGAGGGAGGUGGUCAGCGACCACGGUCUGCAGGACCUUCAGUUAACAACAACGGAUAUCGCAAACCUAUACAAAAUAGCUGCCUAUGAAGUUGCCGCCAUGGAAGAUGGCUCGCCUCUUCCCGGAUGGGUUCAACUCUUUCGACCAGAACAUCUCUACGUUCUGGAGGAUGGAUACGAUGUGAGCAAGCUAAAGAGAGAAUCUUCCCCUCGCAGUGUCUUUUGGUUUGGUCAUGCGGAAACCCUAUUGCCAUUGGUGACGAAAUUAAAUCUUUUCAACGAAUCCGUCUCCUCAGAGUUUGGUGGUGGAGAGCAUUUGACCGCCGCGGGUUUUCAGUCGCGUUUGAAACGUCUUCAGCUGGAGGAUUUGCCAGUAACGAACCUCUUCCGUUCUUCACACAUCAUCCCUUUCGCUGGAAACCUAGUCUUCUACCUUUUCUAUUGUCCCAAUCUUGAUGGUGAGCGACAGGAGCCAUCGUUGAACGACUACUGUCUGGAAGUGCGAUUGAAUGAGCAGGUAGUUGAGAUAAUACCCCAGGCAGAGGGACUGUCACGACCCCUUCGGCUACCCCAAGUACUGGCGCACUUCGAAAGUUGUCUGCCCUCGGUGUACAACAAAACAGCCCUGUGUGAUCAACCCCUUAGCUCCCCACCAUCGGCGUGA